Molecule: messenger RNA, 3087 nt
Organism: Hemibagrus wyckioides
Lineage: Eukaryota; Metazoa; Chordata; Actinopteri; Siluriformes; Bagridae
Gene: ren
Product: renin
Exons: 9
Coding region: 147-1325 (392 amino acids)
Biological process (GO): angiotensin maturation
Molecular function (GO): aspartic-type endopeptidase activity
Source: RefSeq, a predicted model, not a curated record
CAGGAGGAAGUUAGUAUCACUGUUAUAACGGACAAGGAAAGACAAGUUUCUCGGUUAAAGGCUGUGAACUACAGGAGCCGUCGUAGGAGUGCAGGGUUAAGAGGUUCUCAUAGCCAUCUGCUCAGUUUUCUGCUGCAUCUGGAGAGAUGAAAGCGUUGGUCAUUCUGUUGUCGCUGUGCAUGACCGUGCAGGCCUUACGGAGGAUCACUCUGAAGAAAAUGCCCACCAUUCGAGAGACUCUUAAGGAGACAGGGGUCACACCGGCAGAAGUCUUCACUGUACUUGCACCAAAGUUGGAUGCCAGUCAUUCACUUCAGAAUGGCACGGCCCCAACGCCUUUAACCAACUAUCUGGAUUCUCAGUACUAUGGGGAGAUUAGUAUAGGAACACCAGCACAGCUGUUCGACGUUGUGUUUGAUACUGGUUCUGCCAACCUUUGGGUUCCUUCACAGAGCUGUUCUCCACUAUACACUGCAUGCUUUACUCAUAACAGAUACGAUUCUUCGAAAUCUCACACACAUAUUCAAAACGGAACAGGAUUCUUCAUCCAGUAUGCUUCUGGGAGCGUCCGGGGAUUUCUGAGCGAGGAUGUAGUUGUGGUCAGUGGUAUCCCGGUGGUGCAAGUGUUUGCAGAGGCCACAGCUCUCCCAGCCAUCCCAUUCAUCUUUGCAAAGUUUGAUGGUGUGCUGGGAAUGGGUUAUCCAGAGACAGCUAUUGAUGGCAUCACACCAGUGUUUGAUCGUAUUAUGUCUCAGGGAGUGUUAAAAGAGGACAUUUUCUCUGUAUAUUAUAGCAGAGACCAAGAACGCACUCCCGGUGGAGAACUGUUGUUGGGCGGCACAGAUCCAAAUUACUACACAGGAUCCUUCAACUAUGUCAACACCAAUGGCAAGGGCAAGUGGGCGGUCAUUAUGAAAGGGGUAUCUGUGGGUGAAGAGACGUUGUUCUGUACAGAAGGCUGUAAUACUAUGAUUGACACAGGCUCCUCCUACAUCACUGGCCCCGCCUCUUCUGUCUCCCUUCUCAUGAAGACGAUCGGUGCUGUGGAGCUGGAAGAGGGAGGAUAUACUGUGAACUGUGACCUGGUGAUGUCCUUACCCAGUGUGACCUUUCACCUUGGUGAUCAGGAGUAUCCUCUGACACAGGAAGACUAUAUUCUCUGGCAGUCACAGUUUGGGGUGGACUUUUGCACUGUGACAUUCAGAGAACUGGACCUCCCACCUCCUGCUGGUCCUCUCUGGAUACUGGGGGCUAAAUUCAUUGCCCGAUAUUACACAGUUUUUGACCGUACUAACAACCGCAUUGGCUUUGCUCAAGCAGUGUGACACUCUCCAGGGCAUUACAGAUAUUAUUAUAGCGUAACAUACCAUACCUUACCAUAUCACACAAUACCAUAUCCUACCACACCUUAUAUUAUCACACCACACCAUAUCACAUCCUACCAUAGCCUACUAGACCCUACCACACCACAUCACAUCCUACCCCACAUAAUACCACACCCUACCAUACUACACCAUAUCACAUCCUACCUCACCCUACCUCACCACAACAUACCAUGCCCUAUUACACCUGACUAUACCAUGCCAUAACACACCCUACCCCACCCUACUACACCACACCAUACCACAACCUACCAUAUCACACCCACCACACCCUACUAUACCACACCCUACCACAGCUUUCUAUGUCAUAUGAUACCACAUCAUAUCACAUCCUACCCCUCCCUGCUACACCGCACCAUACCACACCCUACAACCCAUGCCAUGCCACACCCUACAACCCACACCAUGCCACACCCUAUAUCAGACCAUACGACACCACACCUUUCCAUAUCACACCAUACCCUACCCAACCAUUCCAUUCUGUACUAUUCCACACCAUACAAUACCUUACCCUAAUACACCAAACCAUACCACACCCUUUGAUGCCACAUUAUAUCAUACAACACCCAACACUUUCAUAUUAUCCUACUAAUAUCACAAUCCUUAUCAUGGCAUAAGACACCAGCACACCAUACCAUAACACACCGCCAUACCAUACUACACUACAUCAUCAUACCACACCAUAAAACAACACACCAGCCAUUAUCACAUUGACAGAUGCUGCUUUUAUACCACAGACCUGAAGAAUUCUCACAUAUAUGAUUGUUCUGACCAAACACCAAGAUUGUAAAAAAAAAAUCCUUUUUCCUGCUCAGCUGUAAAGAUGGAUUGGGUUUUGCUUGACCUGUAAUUAGAUUUAGACGAAAUUCCUUCUUAGUUUCAGAAUGAACUUUUCCACCCACUUACAGACAAUGCAGUGCUUUGAUAGAAAGCCCCAAACUGUGCACUCAGAAAGAAAAGGAAAUACCUUUUCAACACUUUCUUUUUUAGCAGUUUCAGAUAAGCAAUUUUUUUGUUCUUGCCACACAAGGUCUGUCUGGGUGUCAGUAUCCCAAAAGCAUUUUGACUGAUAGCAUCUAAAUCUGCACAUACAGUUUUAUAUAUUUAUAUGUGUUUCUGUCAGAACAUAUAUCAAAAAAACAUUUGGAAACUAUCUAAAUGAGAUUCCAACUUUUUAUUUUAGCACAGGCCAGGUUAAAUAAGACACAAACCUUUGAGUGAUCUGAGUGAAAAUGCCCCACUGAUGCUCUAAAACACUGCAAUAGUGUUUAGGCCAACUUAAUUUCUGGCAGAAGCUAGUGCACACUUUUAGUACCAGCAAUUUUUCUAUAUACUAUACUUCACUAUACACAAAACGUAGUUACUCUCAGUUACUGUUACAGAUCUUUGGUAUAUCUGUAAACAUUUUAAUUAAUUUCCUUUCAUGAAUGGCUAUUUGCUAGUUUGCACUUUAAACGGGGCCGUACUUUAUUAUAAACCUCUGCUCGCCCUAGCACAGGCUUUUUGGCAUUGCUUUUCAUAUGGUCCUUAUUUGAAAUAUUAUUCUUAUUUGUACUGUAUUUGUUCCAUCUCUUUUUGCUCUCAUUAGCCCUUCUGCUUUAUUCAUUUAAGGAUGUUUAAUCAGUUCAUUUCACUGUUCUACUGUGAUUUAUUUCCUUUACUGUAGUAAUAAAGAGAGGAACUGACUGACUGCAUUGCGAUUCAA